GUGGCGGCGCUGGCGCUGCUGGCAGGGAGGCGGUUCGGGCCGCGGCGACGACGAUGGCGUUUACGCUGUACUCGCUGCUGCAGGCCGCGCUGCUUUUCGUCAACGCCAUCGCGGUGCUGCACGAGGAGCGGUUCCUGCGGAGGAUUGGCUGGGGAACAGACCAGGGGAUUGGAGGAUUUGGAGAAGACCCAGGAAUUAAAGGACAGUUAAUGAAUCUUAUCCGAUCUGUACGAACAGUUAUGAGAGUGCCAUUAAUUGGAGUGAACACCGUUACGAUUGUGUUGCUUUUGUUGUUUGGUUGAAGAUGCCCUCUUCGAAACAACCUGUGUAGUAUAUAGAACAAACAGACUUGCAGACCAAUUUGCUCACUGGGAUCCAGCCUGGCUUGGUUGUCGGAGCGACACUUUUGUCUCAAUAAAGACACAGUUUCUAUUUA
Molecule: messenger RNA, 436 nt
Organism: Elgaria multicarinata webbii
Lineage: Eukaryota; Metazoa; Chordata; Lepidosauria; Squamata; Anguidae
Gene: IER3IP1
Product: immediate early response 3 interacting protein 1
Exons: 3
Coding region: 54-302 (82 amino acids)
Biological process (GO): endoplasmic reticulum to Golgi vesicle-mediated transport
Cellular component (GO): endoplasmic reticulum membrane; Golgi membrane; COPII-coated ER to Golgi transport vesicle
Source: RefSeq, a predicted model, not a curated record